Molecule: messenger RNA, 2804 nt
Organism: Rhopilema esculentum
Lineage: Eukaryota; Metazoa; Cnidaria; Scyphozoa; Rhizostomeae; Rhizostomatidae
Product: glutathione-specific gamma-glutamylcyclotransferase 1
Biological process (GO): glutathione catabolic process
Cellular component (GO): cytoplasm
Molecular function (GO): glutathione specific gamma-glutamylcyclotransferase activity
Source: RefSeq, a predicted model, not a curated record
AUAGCAAUGUCUUGAUAUGUGAGCAAAAGUUAUCGAAAGGAAACUCUUUUACAUGGUUUGUUCGGAUCUCUGUCAAGGUUAUUUUUUAUUUCCUUUCAACUUCAAAAACUCCCUUAAAUCAGCCUUGCUUCCCAGACUUUGGUAUAUUUUGGUUUUUUAGAGCCAUAUCUUUGCAGCUUUUCUCAGAACUCGAAACUUGCGAGAUCGAGCGUAUUCAUUGCAAUAUUUAUCUAUUCAUUAAGUUUUUCUGGAGCUAUGCUGCAUCCCCACCUGCUUCUAUCUUGUUGUAGGUGGGAAUCAGCCUCUCUACAUCGACAGAAUUAUGGUUUGCUGCGAGAAUCCGAGCCAUUGUCUUGUCUGGUAGAAUUCCUCUGAGAACAAGUCUCCAGUCUCUGCGAUCUUAGUCGUUUAUUUCUCAAAAUUUAAUGCAUGAUUGAAUGAAAUAUUUUGUCCGGGACAAAAGCUGGGUGAAGCUUUCUCAAGUCUCUCUUACUCACAGAAAGUUCUUAACUGCAUUCAGCCCAUCAAAUUCUUUGCCAUCAAAUCUGUUCUUCAAAAAGUUUUGAUACUAUAAACGAAAACCUCGUUAUAGAUGGCAAAUAAACUCUUCUUUCACUGAUGUACAAAUUUUGCUAAGGCCCAACUCGCUUUCGAUGAUGUGGGAACGUAGCCUCAUGACUGACCUUCUGAUGUCUAUGGCAGUUUUUCUGAGGGAGCUUUAUGCCCUUUAUAUUGCAUUGGUGAUUCAUUCCCGAGUUAGUAAAUUAAUUUAUGAUAAAGCAUGUUUUUAGCAUGUGCGAACUUAGAGCAAAUUUCCCCAGGAAUCCUUGUGUACAUGCUUGUCUUGUUCAAUGGACCCUUGAAACAUGUGACUACCACGUGACGACAGCAGGUAGCCUAUCUUGCUGAUCUUUGCUCUGUAAACAAUCCAAUUCAACGUUUCGGACCACAGAAAGUAGUGGUUGAAAACACGAAGGUUUUCAUUGAUUGUUCGAUUCUCUGUUCGAUUCUUCUUUUAUGACAAUAGUAUGGUUUUGUUCAUGGAGCCAUCGGAGACUACUUCGUGAUCUGCAAAGGCUCUCGUGGGUUUGUGAUGCACUUGAAGUUGGUCGGCCUUGUAACGAACUGAAAGCAAGAACGGUUGUCAUAAGGUGGAGUCACCUGCCUGGUUCAUUUGGAAGGCGUCUCAGUAGAAAUUAUACCAUGCCGCCGACAGACGAACCCGAUACUUGGGACUCAACUAAUAACGUCCAGACUGAUGCAACAUGCCAACCGGAAAAUGCAGACUCGAUAUGGAUCUUUGGAUACGGUUCGCUCAUUUGGAAGACGAAUUUCCCAUAUUCAAGAAAGAUCACUGGUUAUAUUACUGGGUUUAUGAGAAGAUUUUGGCAGGGCAGCACAGAUCAUAGAGGAGUUCCUGGAAAUCCCGGAAGAGUUGUUACUCUUAUACCAAAAGAUGAGGAAAUCACGUGGGGUAUGGCCUAUCAAGUGCUUCCUGCCUCAGUGCCAGAGGUGAUGGCGUACUUGAACCACCGUGAAAAAGGAGGCUACUCCUUGCACAGCGUAGACUUUCAUCCAAAGGAGGCUGGGCUAUUGCGGUUCCCAGUCUACGUCUAUAUCGCAACAGAGGACAAUGAAGAGUUCCUUGGUGAUGCACCCCCGGCUGAAAUAGCGAAGCAAAUAGCAACAUCAGUGGGACCAAGUGGAUACAACAGCGAAUAUUUACUUGAGCUGGCAAAAGCAGUCAGAAAGAUGGGGGUUCAAGACGAACACCUAUUUGAUUUAGAGAAGAGAGUAAGAGAGGAAUUGAUAAACAGAGUUUUUUCAACAUCUUUGAAACAAGAGGAGCAAUUUAGAAAUGCAUACUUGUCGUCCAAUAAGGCGAUAAUUCUUAAUGAUAAAGAUAUUGAUCGUCAGGAAUAACACCCCCUUCCUUUGAAUUUUUGUUUUUGGAAAGCCUGAAAUUGCUUAUUGAAUUAAAGGCAAUUUCUACUGAGUUCCUAAAAUGGUAUCCUCUUGUAAAAAAAACACAAUCGGCUCCUUUAAAAUAUAUCACCAGGAUACAAUGCCGUUACAGUUUUUGUCUUUCUAUCGGGGCUUUCCUAUUGAACAAAGAUACCUUUACCAGAUACCUUUCCAAUUGAACAAAGGCUUUUUCGAACAUAAAAACAUCAUUUCUAAAAAAUUACCUAAUGCAUAGGCUAGGCCUAAUUCCAAUAAUUUGGAACUAUCAUUAAUGUAUAUUCUUCUUAUUCCUUCUUAUCUACCCAUGUAGCUGCCUAUAUUCCCUUUCUUUAAGACUUGAAGGCUCCACUUCCUUUGUAAUUUUCUGGUGUCGUACCUCCGUGUCAUACACGGUCUUGGUCCAUGCCUCUUUUCCAGAUCAUUUUAACUUUAUUGUGUCAGCCUUUUUGUAUCAAUUAUGCUUUUAACUCGUUCGCCGCGCUAACUGUCCAAUGUUGUCUUGUCGUGUAUGUAUGUAUAGUAUUGCAAUUCCUGUCCAGCAUAGUCAUUCUAAAAUUCCAUAUACUUAAUAGGGUUUCGUUUUAUUAAUGAAUUGAUAUUUAUCCGUGUUAUUAUAAUGUGUAUUCGUCGACUAAUAUUCGUUGUAAGUUUGUGUUGUUCAUAUUUUAACGAGAAUAUUACCACAACCAAUGCGAACAAACAAUUUGGUUUGAUUUUUCUCUUGAUGUGUUGAAGAGAUUUGAAGAUGCCCGUUUCUGCAAGAUUAGUUGACAAAUCCGGAUAACUAUUACAAUAUCUAAAUUGAUUUUUUUGAACAAAAAUUUUAGGGACUCAAGUUU